AAUGUCCAUAUAAUUAUCAAUUAUAAGUAUUUUAGCUUUUCUCAUACAUAAAAAUAAAGACUUAGAGUCCCAUUUGGCUAAUAACUACAUAUAUUUAUGGAUAUCAAUGACUUUUACUAUAUUAAUAUGCUUUUUCGGAUUAUUUUUUAGGUCUAGAAUAUAAACAAAACCUAUAAACUAUAUAUGUAUGUUUUUAUGGACUGUAUCUUUCGGUAUGACUCUAAUUUACAUACUUUCUAUAGGGAAAACUAUCUUAGGUGUUAUGUCAUUUAUUUUAUUCACAGGUUUAGUUAUCAGUUAAUUAUUAUAUACACUAACUGUUAGAUAUGAAUUAACUUAUUAAGGCUCCACUCUUUUUCUUUUUGGGACAUAAUUAAUUGUUUUUCAUAUUUUUACAUUAUUAUCGAAUAUUUCUUUUAUUUAAAUGAUCUUAGUAUCUUUUUUAGGAUUUGUUUUUGCCUUUUAUCUUAUUUUUGAUACUUAGAGUAAUGUAACAGGACCACAAAUUGAUUUUAAUAAAGAAGAAUGGGCUUCAGGGUCGGUUUUGGUAUAUAUGGAUAUUAUAUUAUUGAUUAUGAGAGUAGGGGAUUUAUUAAGAAGUAUGUUUACGAAAAAAUAAGACUGAAUUUAUAUACAUACAUAUAUUUUUAU
Ichthyophthirius multifiliis is the source of this 651-nucleotide messenger RNA. RefSeq lists its product as hypothetical. The transcript has a single exon. NCBI's taxonomy places the organism in Eukaryota, Ciliophora, Oligohymenophorea, Hymenostomatida. The record is from RefSeq and is a predicted model, not a curated record.